Dalotia coriaria is the source of this 5499-nucleotide messenger RNA. RefSeq names its product zinc finger protein basonuclin-2-like. Gene Ontology annotation, cellular component: nucleus. The record is from RefSeq and is a predicted model, not a curated record. The transcript has 7 exons. NCBI's taxonomy places the organism in Eukaryota, Metazoa, Arthropoda, Insecta, Coleoptera, Staphylinidae. Gene Ontology annotation, biological process: regulation of DNA-templated transcription. The coding region runs from base 372 to 4427 and encodes 1351 amino acids.
AGUCCGCCUGCCGCGCCAACAACAUCGAGAGUCCUGCGACACGCUCGCUCGAGUCGCGCGCUUCGCAGUUGUCACUGGUUGUCGCGUCGCGCGCGCGCAUUAUACUCGCAUACGAGACGCACGCAUACAGGAUGACGCGUUCGCUACGAACAUAACCUCUACUCAACGCUAUACAGACUACGGAUAUCAGCUAAAUAUGUGUUUUUGUGUUUGUGUGUGUUAUUAAACACGUGGUUUUUGGAUAUCUAAAUGAAAUUUUUGUUUUUUAUUGUUUAUCUUCAUUAUAAAGGACAGAUGCAUCGUGAUCGUGAAAUGUCUACAGCCAGCUACAGCUACGCGCCAGCAUCUUCCUGAGAUCGAUCACGCAUAUCAUGGGAAUUAUCGGUGAGGGUGGCAGUCGCAGCCCCGUCAUUCCGAGCAAGGACCGCCCGUCAUCGACCGACAUGCAAGCGGCGGCGGCUCUCCCGCCCCCAGACGCCCGGCAUUAUGCAACUGCGAGCAACUCGAUCGGAUUAAUGGAGGUGUGGGCUUCAGUGGCGUCGUGGUUUUUUCGUCCGGAGUGUUCUAACCUGCUGACAACGAUGGCGGGAGCUGACCCUAACUUUGUGACAGCUUCAGCCAGACCCACAACGACCUCAGCUCCCAUGUCGACGCCGUCGAUAGCUCCGCCAACGACCACCUCACCAUCUUCGAAUACCACCACAACAUCGCCGAGUACGUCGUCCACUUCAAUGGGCAAGUCUUCGCUGCACUAUCGAGACCCACCAACAAGGGAACGCGUCUUCCAAGCCCCGACAAUUUGCACGGCGAUACGCUGUACAGUCCCAAGUUGUAGCUGCGAAUGUUUCAUCCCCGGCAAGCGUCAUCUCCGCUACUGCGAGACCUGCAAACAUGGAUGGGUCCCACAUGCGCUGGACAAGUUGGGUACGCGACAUCUCUUCACGAACAGUGCUCCCGAACCAGUUCAGCCAAACGCGGCGUUUGACAUCGCCAGCCUGGUCCUCUACGGCUGUCAGGCGCUGCCGAUCCGCCUGAAGAUCCUGCUCGACCGACUCUUCUCGGUACUGCAGAAGGAACAAGUGCUCCAAGUGUUGCAUGGAUUCGGCUGGACGCCGGAAGACUACGCGCGUGGAUAUAUCUUACAGGAUUCGCACGCGGUCAGUUCCCUCGACCGAUGGAGCAUCUGUAGUCCUGAAGAGGAGCCGCUUGUGUUGCAGCAAUUUCUUCGGUUUGGAGAAACUCGUGCGAUUACUCAGCAAUUGCUGCUUGCCCAACAGGUGCUGCAGCAGGAGCCGACGCUGGAGCGGCUUGACCGACUCGUGGCGCCGCAUUCGCGUUCGCGGGCGAUGUCACCCAGCCGUCGUCCCAAUUCACCGCCACCUGUACCAUCCGCGUUUCAUCCCUCGCGUCUCCCUACGACAAUGUCACCGCAUCAGAAACACCCGCUGAGUUUUCUGAAACUGCCAAUGAGUAACGGCCCAACGAGUUCUGCCACUACAACAUCUCCAUCACCGCGCAACGUUACCUCUAGCCCUUUGAACACCUCGCCCUUGAAUAGACUACAGAACAUGCAACCGUUUGAUUUUCGUAAAUUCGGUGCUGGUCUAGGCGCGGCCUUUCCCACAAACCGUCUUAGUCCGGAGAUGACUAGUCGGCGACGCACAUCCGAAAGCGACACCCAGGUGGGUCUCAACUUAAGUAUGUCUACCUCACUCUCCUGCCUGCCGCCACCGCCGCCGAUCCCGACGUCGCUUAGUCAUUCGGCUGCGAUGGCCGCGGCGGCCGCGUCAGUGAACUCUCUAGCGGCUGCCGGUCUAGUGUCGUCCUUUCCCGGUCUGAUAUCGACCCGGAUGUCUACCGGCAGCAAGUCGCCCUCUACGUCUGACCUAAUGGGUAACCAUUUUGAUGGGCAGUCGGAUGAUGACGACAUGGAUGAGAACUCACACUCGGCGCUCAAUCUUAGUCGAGAUAACAAGGACGCGCAUAAAUCCAGACAAGCGCGUUCGGUCCCCGGUCGCAAACCUGGCACGCCUACAAAACGUCAUUGGGGUUCGCCAGGUUUGCCAUUAAAUUUGGGCACGCAAUUCAUCAAUCCAGCGACGGGGAAAAAGCGGGUGCAAUGCAACGUGUGCUUAAAGACGUUUUGUGAUAAAGGCGCGCUGAAGAUCCAUUUUUCCGCGGUCCAUCUACGUGAAAUGCACAAGUGCACAGUGGAAGGGUGUAACAUGAUGUUCAGCUCGCGGAGGUCGCGUAAUCGACACUCGGCGAACCCGAAUCCGAAAUUGCACUCGCCACAUUUGAGGAGGAAGAUAUCCCCGCAUGAUGGCCGAAGCUCCCAGGCACACCCCAUUAUGAUCCCGCCGCAAGCCGGUCUACUACCUCAGGCAGCCGGGUUGAACCACUUGAACCCGUUCAAUCCCUUCCCACUGCUCACCCCUCCGCCAGAUCUACGUCAUCCAGCCGGGCUUGGCUUGGAUUUCAAACACUCGUUGGAUUUAUCAAUGCAUAAACUCGACGACAAAAUGACUCUGUCUGACUACAGUUCCAUGCAGUUAUCUACGAGCAAUCAUGAAGAUGACGACGAUGAUGAUGAUGACGAUGGGAUUGUGGUUGUUGGCGGUGAUGAAGAUGAUGAAAGUUCGGAACGGAUAGACAGUACUAAUGGAGUUUCCGACCAACCAGAAGAUUUCAGCAUGCCCACAAAACGACAGAAAAUGUCGGUGUCUGAUUUUGAUGAGGAUGUCACAAGCAAUAUUGAUAGCAAUGAGGAUUCUCUCAGUGUGGUGGAUACGCACAGUCUAAAAGAUACUAAUGAAGAAUGUGUUCUUCCAACGAACAAACGAAAACGUAAAAAUCAGAAUCCCACGAGAUGUGCAGUUGCUGCGCGGGUUGUAGACCCACCUUCUGAUGGUGACUCCUCGAAUGAUGUAUUUAUAGAGAGAAUUUCUAUCAAAAGAGAAUGUGACCUCAAAGACAUCAAGCCAAAAAUCGAAGAAGUCGAUGAAAAAGAACCGGAUGACCCGGACGAAGAUGAAAGGGAGGUGGAUUCGAACGAUGAUAAAAUUACGAAUUCAAAAAACGACGAUGCUCCUCCUAGUCCCAUUAUGAAUACGCCACUGGACUUGGGCAAGCGAAGCCCGGACGUAAACGCCAACGAGCCGGAGCCCGCUUCGAUCAGUAUUGCCCCUCUGUUCUCGCUCGAGACGAUCAAGCGUGAGACAACGCAAGACAACGAGCCGGAGAAUGAAGAGCGCGAAAGACCCGCGAGUUCGGUGGAGAGCAACAAGAGCGAUGAAUACUUCGACUGCACAAACGCACUGCGUCAGCUGGAGAGCCUUUCGCACGGCAACUUCGGCGAGCUGGUGAGUCGAGGUCUUCAUCUGGGACUGGGAGGAGGACAUCAGGCGUCGCAAUUUCCGCCGCUGGGUUUUAUGAUCGGUGGCGGUCCCCCGAGUCCGGCCAGGUCGCAGACUUCCUCCGCGGGAAGCUCGAACGGUGGGGAAUCGCCAGACGAGAAUAGCCAGAAUCACGUAUACGGACACUUUGACAACGGCCAGUUCAUCAGCACGAUGGAUGUGCCAAUCGACAAGGACAACCCGCGUCGCUGCACCGCGUGCGGCAAGAUCUUUCAGAAUCACUUCGGCGUAAAGACUCACUAUCAGAACGUCCAUCUGAAAUUGAUGCACAAGUGCAAUGUGGACGGGUGCAACGCUGCGUUUCCAUCAAAACGUAGUCGUGAUCGUCACAGCGCCAAUCUGAACCUGCAUAGAAAACUACUUUCCACCUCAUCGGAUAAGUCAACAGCGAGUUUGUUCAUGGAUAAGUCACCGUUCGCAUCAUUAGCGAACAGUGCACUACACAGUGACAUUUUGGCACGCCUCUACUCUGAAGAUGCUUUCAAAGGACACCAUCUUCCACAUCCUGCUGCUUUAGAACAAAUGUUACUCAACGGCGAUCGCUUACCACCACCUCCACUGUUACUACCACCUUUGGGUGGUUUACCAUUCCCACUUGGAGGCUUCAAUCACUUUCCUCAAUUAAACGGCUCCUCAAUCGCCAGCAGAAAAGAUAGGUCAUCCGGGUCAAACUCACCGUUGUCAGCAUCACCACCACCACCAUUGAACAGCUCACCAGGUCUCACUGCAUCAACAACCAACACCUCCAAUUUGGUACACUGCGUUGAGGAAGACAUGCCAGCUGUUGACAAAGAUGGUAAUCUUCCUUGUCGUCUGUGCAGAAUGACAUUCACUGGAGCGCAGCAAUUGAAAGACCACUGCGAAAAGCACCACCUUUACGAAAUGCACAGGUGUACCGUGAAAGGGUGUGACAAGGUAUUUCUAUCGAAAACAAAACGUAAUCUUCACGCGGAAAAUGACUCCUUACACCACAACAGGAUUAGGAAAGGUUUCGACGCGAGCGUUUCGUGACCGUUGUUUGAUGCUAGAAUACCAAUUUGGUGGUGAGCACACUUACACAUGGCGGCCGAGCGUAUUUAAUCUAGAUAGUUUUGAUAUAUGUGAUUUACUGUAUAUUAUUACCUUUUUGCUAUAGUUUAAAAGUCUUUUAAUGCCAGUUAUAUUUCUAUUUAUUAUCGCUUGUAAUAUAUAAACGAAGAACAGUGGGACGGGCGCUUCACAGCCGGUUCUUUAAGUUUAGGAAGCCAGUCUUGCGAAAUACUCAUUUGUACAUAUACGAAACUGUUUAUUUUAUUUUUUCGUAAAUUAAUUUAGCCUAUAGGAGAUCUCCGAUUUGUUGUGAUUAUUUGAUAGAUUCAACGCCUUUCGUCCUAAAACCUAUAUCACUUUGAUCUUUAAACAAAUAAUUAUGUAUUAUAUAUGAUUAGAACGGAGGAGAAGCGAAGAGACCUGCCUCACCUUAAAUAAAUUGCGAAACGAAAACACGACUUAACGAGUGAACAUUACAAUUGCUCACACAGACACAUCUAUACUAAUCCACUAUGCCCACAAAGAAUUGUUUCACAUCACACGAAUUUUAUAUGAGACGCAAACUGAGUGGAGAGAAAAAAAAUUGUGUAUAAAUUUGUCAUCAUCUUUCAAUGUGCAAUAACUGUGUAAAUAUAUAUCCCUGCUCUGUUAAUGUAUAGAUGUAUAUAAUAAUUUCGAAAUAUAAUGUACGAUUGAUUGAUCAACAAACAAAAAAUGAAGAAAAAUCAAAGCGGGACUUUUCCUAAUGUAUACGACUAAAAAAAAUGCAAACACAAUUGAUAUUAUCCCAAGUUUAAAAUAUCUAAAAAAAAAUGCUACACACCUACAAGUAAAAUAUAUUGGUUAUAUCGGUGGAUUUAUAAAAGGAUGAGAUUUUCAAUAAAUACGUAGCUCUUUCGUUUACAAAUGAAAUGUGUCGAAUGAUGAGAGUUGAAGGUGAGAACGUAAACGUUGAUUAGUUAUUGCAUAUUUAGUUAUUGUGUACAGUGACCGAAUGUAAUUGCCUUUUGGCUUUAAUAAAAAUAUAGCUGAUGUCGUCUUAGAUACCAAUGCA